CUUGAGAUGAUUCAGUCCGAGUGUGACAAUAGAUUGAUCCUUUCGGGAGCUCCGGAGCCGGUUAACGUUACCGAAGGAUGUGGAUCUUUGGGAAUGUUUUUGAUGAAACGAUUAAUGCGCCACGGUAAUAACGUAGCAGUGAUCGAUGGAGUGUACUCGAGCGAGUUGCGAUAUUUGGAGUUAUUGGAAGCCGGUGUACGCUUAGCCGACGGCCUUCGCUCCGAGGCGGGCUUGCGUGCGGGUGACGUAGUGGGAAUUAUAAGUGAAAAUCGGCUCGAAUUUCCUGUAGCCCUGUACGCGUCAUUUUUCGCCAAUGCCGCAGUUGCGCCGAUUAAUUUGACAUAUACCAAACGCGAAUUCGAGCAUGCACUUAAUCUGUCGAAGCCAACAAUAUUGUUCAUUUCGCCAUAUGCUGCAGAACGGGUGAUUCCAGUAGCACGCAAAAAUCGAAGUUUCUUCAAGCACAUUUUUCUGUUUGGUGAUGAGAACCCGUUCGGAUCAGACGUGAUGCUUUACGAUGAUUUCUUCUCACGUACAAGUGCCAUCAAUCCAUACUACUUCCGGCCGGAACCGACGAACGUUGAAGAGCAUGUCGCGCUGAUUAUGUGUUCCUCCGGAACAACCGGCUUACCGAAAGGUGUGCAGCUUACGCAGCGGAACGUUAUUGCUAGCGUAUCAUUGUUGACCAUGCUGGAGGCUUCGUUCGAAGUGCCCACCGUAGUGUUGAGUGUUAUACCAUGGUUCCAUGCGUUCGGUUGUCUUACGCUGAUCAAUGUUAUAUGCAACAAGCUAAAAUUGGUAUUUUUACCAAAGUUUGAGGAAGGACUGUUUUUAAGCUGCAUCGAAAAUUAUCGUUGCUCGUUCGUGUUCGUCGUGCCUCCGUUGAUGGUGUUCUUGGCCAAACAUCCAUUGGUAGACAAUUACGAUCUCAGCAGCGUGAACACGUUGCUGUGCGGUGCUGCCCCUUUGAGCAGGGAAACGGAAUUGUUGGUCCGCAAGCGUCUCGGCGUAAAGCACAUUCUGCAGGGUUACGGUAUGAGUGAAACCACGCUCGCCAUGUUAGUGCAAACGAAUGAUUCUAAAAAGUCUGGAAGCGUGGGUAAGCUGCAGGUGGGCACAAUGGCGAAAGUAGUUGAUAUUGCAUCCGGGAAAUUGCUAGGUCCCAACAAACCGGGUGAGCUGUACUUUAAAGGCACCCAAAUCAUGAAAGGGUACAUCGGCAACGAAAAGGCAACAAAUGAAACGAUCGACCAAAAUGGUUGGUUACGCACCGGAGACAUUGGCUACUACGAUGAGGAAGGAGAAUUUUACAUCAUUGAUCGAUUGAAGGAGCUUAUCAAGUACAAAGGUUUUCAGGUGCCACCAGCAGAAAUAGAGGCAAUCCUACUUACAAAUCCAAAAAUUAAAGAUGCAGGCGUUGUUGGCUUACCGGACGAGGCAGUUGGUGAGCUACCGUUGGCCUUCGUGGUCAAACAACCGGGAGUAAAUCUUACGGAGCAAGAGGUGCAACGAUACGUGGCCGAUCGUGCAUCGCCGGCAAAGCGAUUGCAUGGUGGCGUUCGUUUCGUAUCGGAGAUACCAAAAAAUGUGAGUGGAAAAAUUCUCAGACGAGAGCUUCGGGCAAUGUUACAACAACCGCUUUCCAAGCUGUAAGU
Molecule: messenger RNA, 1655 nt
Organism: Anopheles maculipalpis
Lineage: Eukaryota; Metazoa; Arthropoda; Insecta; Diptera; Culicidae
Exons: 3
Coding region: 7-1653 (548 amino acids)
Biological process (GO): fatty-acyl-CoA biosynthetic process; long-chain fatty acid metabolic process
Molecular function (GO): long-chain fatty acid-CoA ligase activity
Source: RefSeq, a predicted model, not a curated record